AUGGUUAGCUCCAUAAAUGACAUUUUUGUCGGUGAUAUCGAUAUAGAUGGUAAUAUGUUUGAACACGGAGAAAAGUUUAGGGUGCUUAUAUCGCGACGAAUCAAAUGGGCUUGUAAAAGUGUUGGGCUUAAUAACGAAAGAAUUCCUAAAAGGUUUAUAUUUGAUGUGCCGACAGGCAAACGUCCGAGCGAUAGACCGAAGCGAAGGUCGACCAAAGCUCUCAGGUCAUUGGACCUUAGUUACAACAAACUGGAAGAUAUUCCGGUAGAAGCGCUGAGGCAUAUUCGAGGACUCGAAUGGUUAAAUCUCCAUGGAAACUCCAUCAGCCUGCCACCCUCGGACUGGGGAGGCCUGAAGGACAGCCUGACACACCUCUUCCUGGGAGAGAACGACCUGGAGGAGAUAGAUCUGGCGGCGCUGAAACGCCUGACCUCCGCGGGCCUGGACGGCAAUAGGCUGCAGGCGAUCCGAUCGCUACCCAGCUCCCUCCACACCCUCAGCCUCUCCCACAACCACCUCCACAGGGUGCCGCCCAUGUCCGCCCUAACCGCUCUGUCCUGGUUAUACCUCAGGAACAACUUCUUAGCCACUCUGGAAGAGGCGGUUCUACCAUACAGGCCUAUCGACAAGCUCGAUCUCGGCUGGAACUUCCUAACCAGCUUCGACAUGGAACCGAGAAACUCCACAAUAAUAAGAGAUCUGAAUUUAGAACACAAUAGUUUCAAGACUCUGCCAGAAUCCGCCUUCAAGGGCUUCACUAUUGGCAGGAUAUCCCUGUCGAGAAACAAAUUGGAAACGAUAAACGAUAAGGCCUUUAACGAUCUUUCUAAUGUCUUGGAAUAUUUGGACAUUGGAGGAAACAGACUACAGAAAAUACCAAGAGCUUUGAGCACUAUUAAAAAACUUAAGUACUUAUACAUGCCGUCCAAUAAUAUCAGUGAAAUACAAAGCGAUGCACUAAGCAGUUUUUCGGAAACGUUAGGAGCCCUUUCUUUAUCGGGCAACAAAUUGGAAAGUAUACCCAAGCAAGCUUUGAAAAAGUGUAGAAAUUUAGCACACCUCAACUUGGGAUAUAAUUCUAUAAGAGAGGUGAGGGAAGAUGAUUUUUCGGAUUGGGGUGGAAACCUCGACACAUUACUUCUAAUGAAUAAUAGAAUAGUGGAAAUACAGGAGCACGCCUUCAGGCACGCCCCGAGGUUAAGAGAGUUAAGCUUAUCCUUCAAUAAGAUAGCGAGUAUCCAUCCACAAGCAUUCGCUGACAUACGAUUGGAAAGUUUAGAAAUCAGUUUUGGAUUAUACCACGAAGAUUUUCCGGAAGAGUUUUUACUGCCAUUGACUAAUCUUAUGUGGCUAGCCUUAGAUAACAAUAACUUUCGGACGAUAUCAGAUACUGCAUUUCAAAGCCUGACCGCUUUAAGAUAUUUGAAUUUAGAGGGGAAUAGAAUAUCUUAUCUACCACCAAACAUAUUUAUACCUCGAGUUCAUCAAUAUCUUAGAGAUAUAAGAAUAUCUGACAAUCACCUGCAAGAUAUCGAGACCAAUACGUUUGCUGAUUUGGAUGAAUUACAAUUUAUAGUCCUUAUUAGAAACCAAAUAAAAACUGUGUUUACAAGAGCCUUUACCAAUUUGAGGCACAAAGUAAGUAUAUACUUAGGGGAAAACAGAAUAUGGCGCAUCGAGGCCGCAGCCUUUGAUGGAAUUACGAAUUUCUUAAAACUUGAUUUGCAAUCAAAUGAUCUCCAUGAACUCAAUCUAGACAUCUUCUCUAAUUCCACAUGUGAAGAGUUCCCUCUCACACUCAAUUUGUCAAGAAACUUUCUCAAUUCAAUAGAAACUGGCGAUCAAACGAACUCACUUCACAUAAAGAGCGUAGAUCUAACUUAUAAUUCUCUGAAUGAAAUACCAUCCGACUUUUUUGGCAUAAUAAAAACCAGUAUUCGGAGAAUUGAUAUAGGCUUCAAUCGCAUAAGCAAACUGGGCGAAGAGGCAUUCGGCCCUCUACUUCAACUUGAAUCUUUGGUCCUUGAACACAAUGAGAUAGUUAAACUAAGAAAAAGAGCAUUUGCUGGUCUUCAAAAUUUACAAAUUUUAGAUUUGUCUCACAACCACAUAGAACAACUACACAUGGAGCAGUUUAAACAUCUAGUAAAUAUGAGGAUAUUGGAUCUGUCUUGCAACCACUUGAGAUCAAUACCCAGGGACGCCUUCAUCAACACAAAACUGGAAAGGAUUGAUCUUUCCAAUAAUGAGUUUUUAGUGAUGCCUUCUGCUUCUCUGGGUGAGAUAGGUUUCACCUUGAGGGUGCUGGAUGCAUCAAACAAUCAGAUCGAGCACCUGGACAGCACCAUGUUCCCAGAGACUCCGUUAUUGACGAGCCUCAGCUUGGCGAACAACAGGAUAACGCUGGUUCCAGACAACGUGUUCACCAGCCUAAGUAGCCUGCUGAGGCUGGAUCUUUCAGGUAACAAGAUCCGAGCCAACCUGAAGGAGUUGUUCCAUUACCUGCAGAACCUAAGGGAACUCAACCUGGCGAGCACCGGGAUCUCCCACCUCCCAGUCCUUCCCCUCCCCAACCUGGCAGUCCUCAAUGUCUCGUAUAAUCCAAUAUCCGACUUCCCCAUCGACACCGCCUCGGCUCUGCCCAGGCUCAGGACGCUUACCAUAAGCCAUUGUAACUUUUACAAGCUGCCAUCCGAUUCUUGGCCUAAGCUAACUUUAUUGAAGCAUCUGGAUGUCUCUUACAAUCCAAUCAAGAAACCUAACACUAACUUUAUUGUGUCUUCGUCAUCCCUCAAAAUGUUUGCUAUUGGUGGUGUAAGUCCUGAACGAUUUAGACUCGACACGUAA
This is a messenger RNA of Nezara viridula (southern green stink bug), 2847 nucleotides long. The record is from the annotation of a GenBank genome assembly. NCBI's taxonomy places the organism in Eukaryota, Metazoa, Arthropoda, Insecta, Hemiptera, Pentatomidae.